This is a messenger RNA of Orcinus orca (killer whale), 6572 nucleotides long. It is a transcript of the gene RIMKLB, whose product is annotated as ribosomal modification protein rimK like family member B. NCBI's taxonomy places the organism in Eukaryota, Metazoa, Chordata, Mammalia, Artiodactyla, Delphinidae. Gene Ontology annotation, biological process: protein modification process. Gene Ontology annotation, cellular component: cytoplasm. Gene Ontology annotation, molecular function: ligase activity, forming carbon-nitrogen bonds; ATP binding; metal ion binding. The transcript is spliced from 9 exons. The coding region runs from base 1037 to 2197 and encodes 386 amino acids. The record is from RefSeq and is a predicted model, not a curated record.
GAUUCACCACGCGGUUUCGAGUUGGGAACAAACCUCGCCCCUCCACCCGUUUCCCUUUCUCAGUGAGGACGGUUUGGGGGCGGGUGGGGAAAGCGCGUCCUCGAAGCGCUCUCGCGCUCCCCUUUUCCUCCGCGCGCGCGCGCCCCCAUCGCCUCUCCUCGACCCCAGAGGCCGCGAGGGUUGCGUGUGGAGACGGGACGCCUGGGGGUCGGGUCCCGACGCAGGUGUCAGAUCCGCUCGGCCAGGUUUGGCCGGCUGGCUGGCCCGGCCCUUCGCUCGGCCGGCCCUCGCAGCGCCGCCGCGCCUGGAGGGCGGGGCCGGGGCGCGCACGGGUUCUCGGCGCGCACGGGUCCUCGGCGCGCACGGGUCCUCGGCGCGCGGGCGGACGGCGCGCUUCGCCUAGGUCUGGGGGAGCGCGGGGCGGUCUCCGCCGGCGUCGCGCGCGCUGUGUGAGAGCGGGGUCGCGCGCGCGCACGCCAGGCGAGUGAGGGAGUGUGAGGGAGUGAGGAGCAGUCGGGUGUGCGUGGGUGUGGGUGUGGGGGGGGUGAGUGUGAGUGUGUGUGUAGGUGUGUGUGUGGGGGGGUGUGGGGUGAGGGAGAGCCAGACCGACCGCGCGGCUGUGAGAAAGGGGGCGAGUGGGCGAGGGCGCCGGGCCAGGCUGUGGGAGCCGUGGCGGCGGCGGCGGAGAAAGGAGGCGGCUCCCGGCCUCCCGACCCCAUCCCCCUCCUCUCCUCGGACUUACUGCCCGCCCGGCCGCCCGCCCGCGCCGCCCUCGGAGGCCCCAGCCGGGCGCCGCCGGCCGAGAGCCAGGGAGGAGUCGCCCCAGCCAGGUGCUGGAGUCUGCUUGUCAGGCAGGGAGGCAGUCUGUGUGAUCCUGAAAACAGAGCCAAGAAGGGGAGCAGCAAAUUGAGUCACAUUCAGCCCUCUACUCAGUGAAGAGCCGCUUUUCUCUUCCUGCCUUUCCCCCUGUAGGGGCUAGAAGGAGUCUGUAUUCAGGAGGAAGUAAUCCCAGAAAAGGAAGAACAGGCAGAGCAAGAUGUGUAGCUCUGUGGCCGCCAAGCUGUGGUUUUUGACAGAUCGUCGAAUCAGGGAAGACUAUCCCCAAAAAGAGAUCUUACGAGCAUUAAAGGCCAAAUGUUGUGAGGAGGAACUGGACUUUAGGGCUGUGCUGAUGGAUGAGGUGGUGCUAACAGUCGAGCAAGGAAACCUGGGUCUUCGUAUCAAUGGAGAACUAAUUACUGCCUACCCUCAGGUGGUGGUAGUGAGAGUACCAACCCCUUGGGUGCAAAGUGAUAGUGACAUCACUGUUUUGCGUCAUCUGGAGAAGAUGGGAUGCAGGUUGAUGAACCGACCUCAAGCCAUCCUGAACUGUGUUAAUAAGUUCUGGACGUUUCAAGAGUUGGCAGGUCAUGGUGUUCCUCUGCCAGAUACUUUCUCUUAUGGUGGUCAUGAAAAUUUUGCUAAAAUGAUUGAUGAAGCAGAAGUACUGGAGUUUCCAAUGGUAGUGAAGAAUACACGGGGUCAUAGAGGCAAAGCAGUUUUCUUGGCUCGCGAUAAGCACCAUUUGGCUGAUCUAAGCCAUCUUAUUCGCCAUGAAGCUCCAUACCUGUUUCAGAAGUAUGUUAAAGAGUCUCAUGGAAGGGAUGUACGUGUCAUUGUUGUGGGAGGCCGUGUGGUUGGCACCAUGUUACGCUGUUCAACGGAUGGGAGGAUGCAGAGCAACUGCUCACUAGGUGGUGUCGGGAUGAUGUGCUCAUUGAGUGAACAAGGGAAACAGCUAGCUAUCCAGGUGUCUAAUAUCCUGGGAAUGGAUGUGUGUGGCAUUGACCUGUUGACGAAAGACGACGGCUCCUUCUGUGUCUGCGAGGCCAAUGCAAAUGUAGGUUUCAUAGCCUUUGAUAAGGCUUGUAAUCUAGAUGUAGCUGGUAUCAUAGCGGACUAUGCCGCCUCCCUUCUGCCCUCUGGCCGGCUCACCCGGCGUAUGUCCCUGCUCUCCGUGGUGUCCACGGCCAGUGAGACUAGUGAGCCGGAGCUGGGUCCCCCAGCCAACACUGCUGUCGACAACAUGAGCGCAAGUUCCAGCUCUGUUGACAGCGACCCUGAAACCACGGAGCGAGAGCUGCUCACCAAGCUCCCGGGGGGCCUAUUCAACAUGAACCAACUGCUAGCCAAUGAAAUCAAACUCCUGGUGGAGUGAUUCCACCAGUAAAUAAUUAACCAACAAAACCCUUGUAAAACUUUCUUUUUCUUCUUUCCUUUUUUUCUUUCUUUCUUCUUUUUUUCUUUUUUUUUUAAACCAACUUGCAAUGCUGUUCAUGGAAAAUGCUCAGAGAGAUGAGAGAAAAUUGAGUAGGAUUAGUUAGGAAGGAAGAAUGGGGAGAUAGACGAGACCCUUGCUACUAAGAUGUUACUGACGUUGAUUUACAAAUCCUACAGAUAGAGAGGCAGAAGAGGUGAGAUACAGAAAAGUGUCAGGCUCUCGUAGUUUUACAUUACUCAGAGAAAUGUGUAGGCUCUCAGGCCAUGAAGAACAUAAUAUUUUCAUGGUCUCUUGCUUUUGUUUUUGUACGGUUGGUACAAAUUUCAGAGUAGUGUACUUAACAUUGUGUUGUAAUCCGUGAGGAAGACAUCUACCUAAAUUAUAAUUUUUUUAUACAAAUCUGAAAAUUCAGCCUAUACACUAUUAUCUAGGAGCUUUAUGUUCAUAGUUAUGAGAUCUUGAGGAGCUCUGUUAUUGACUUUUUCCCCCUUAAUUUGGGUGGGAGGGCAACGUGAAUGUGACCCAAUAAAGAUUUUUUUUAAUGAUAAAGUUGGCAUGUUUGCAUGAUAAAAGGGAAAUGAACAGUAUUGCAAUGUCUGGCACACAAAAUAACAUUUACUCCAUUGUAGAUAAAAUUGCACUAGUUAAAAAUAUGUGCAUUGACUUGUAUUUGUUAGUGUUUUAGCCUUUUUUGAAAGAUAUAUGCUCUGUUAAUGUUGCAUUUUUUUUUUAAAUACAUGCUAGUCUUAACAUUCCCUGAUCUAUGCCUGCAUCUUUAACAAUGGCCAAAGUGAAGAAAAUGCUACCUUUUUUGUUAACAAGACACUGACUUGAAACAUGUGCAUUUAAAGCCUUUUAUUUUUUUCCUUUUUUCUUUUGGUGGUUGGGCAUUUAAAGAAUAAGGACAAGGAAGAAUAUUUUUGGGGGGCAAAUCAAGGGUCUAUAAGUUCCUAAGUAUAAAGUUGAAGUGAUUUCUAAUACCAGCGUUAUAUAUCUGCAUUUUUCACAUUUUAGGAGGGUGUGUGUGUGCGCGUGCGUGUGUGUGCACGCACGUGCACGCUUGCAUGUUUAUGUGCUUUGCUUUUUGUUUACACCAACCAAUCAAAAAGGAAAGAUUCUAGAAAAUGGAGCAUGAUGGGAAACAGUUUUUUACUUUAAAAAAAAACAACUGAGUCGUUUUCAUAACAAUAAUCUACUGGUAGAGGUACUCACCUAAAGACAUGAGGAGAAUAGCUGCUGCUUAGGCUUUUGUGUAUAUGUAUGUUGUUUGCUUUUUUUCUUUGGUUCUAGACUGUUCAGUGUAUGAUUUAUUCCAGGCUACAUGCUUUUCCUCUGCUUCUUGCUGUGCAUUUUCUCCUAUUACACAUAGGUUUUGGGUUGGGGUGGACUGACCGUUUUUGUUUGGGGACUUAUUUAGCAGUAUUGAGUCUCUUAUAGCCCUACUCUGAAGCCUUCAAUAUUCUACUCUUUAUAUUACUUUAUUUCUGAAUUUAUAAAAGCCCCCAAACUGCAUAUAAUAUGAGCCUUUAAACAUGGGUAAAACUAUCCCAGUGAAUGGUUUGGAAGGCGUGUUAAGAAAUGGAGAUGCACCAGAGCUCAACGUAAUUUUUUUAAGCGGCAAGUUCCAUCUCCCUACAAUCCUCUGAAGCUUUUUACCCGAGUCGUUUCUUGCCUCUCCAGUGCUUUUUUCCUUCAGAUGGACAUUAAACAUAAUUUCUUGGACACUACUAGAGAGACUUCGAGGCAAUAAGAUCAGUAUUAACCAGCUCUAACAGAGGUUUGAUCAUGCUUACUUGUACAGUUUUUCCCCCAUUUUAAAAAAGGAAUGUAAUAAAACGUGUUUUUUCCAUAGAAUUAAAUAAUAUUAAAAUGGAGUGAAAGGUUGAUUGUUGACAAAUAGAAUAGUACCUCUGAUCUGUGCAGUGUCUCAUUUCACCUUAGAAAAAGAUACAUAAGAGGACUUUCUAAUUUAUUUUAGGAUAUUCUCAUCUCAUCUAAAAGAAUUUGACUUGUACAGGGUUAUUGUGCGACAUAUCGUGGAGUAUAUAAGUACCUCUGGCUCACUUGGUACUUCUUUUACUAAAUGACCAUACUUUGGAAGAUGCACACUAUUCGGGAUAGAGAAAUAAACAAGGGAGAAGGAAUCGCUUAAUUAAAUCAUCAUUCAUAUGUGUGUAGAGACCAUCUGGUUGCCACAUAGAUUAUGAUACAUAUACUUUGAAUAGUUACAUGUCACAUGUAUAUAGAUUAGUGAAUUUUAAAACACAAAUAGAACACCCUGUCUAUUUGAUGAAAAACUCAAGGUUUCUGUUGGGUGGGAUAAGGCACCAGGAAAAAUGUAGGUAGCCUUUUAAAAAAAUUAUCAAAUUAACCAAGUACAUUAGAAGAAAUAUCUGAGAUUAUUUCACUGUUAGUUUUACUCACUGCCCAUCUUUUGUGCAUUCACACUAUGUUAAAACAUAGCCUUACCAACCUAUUUCUGGAUCGUACACUGAAUGGACAUCUUAGAGUUUAAAAACAUGAAUAUCCUCUUGAAUUCCUUCAAAAAGUAAGGUAAAGAAUAAGAGCAAACCAUACUGGAAGAACCCAAAUAAAACAGCCCAGAUAUUUAAGUGAAAGUUAAAUAUAUUUUCCUAUUGUUGAGUAACUUUCUUAAGAUCUUUAUUGCUAUUAUGAGAGGUAAAAAUGUGUAUUUAUCAAAUAUGUAUAGUUAUUUUAUCAUGCAAAAAUCUGAAUUAUUGUAAAAGUAUUGUACAUUGUUAAAAUUGUAAUUCUGAAUUGUAUUUAAAAGUAAUUCUUUCUGAUAUUGUUUUUAUGUCACCCAUGAUGAAAAGUGGACUAUGUAUAUACAUAAACACACAAAUAUGAACUAUUCCAUUUAAAAUUCUUGAUAGUUAUUUUCUUUUGAUUGGUCAUUUCUGUUGGCUUUAACUCCACUGAACUUUGAAGUAUUUCUGUAUAUGCUAUCAAAUAAGAAAAUACCCUGGAACAUUAGAAAAAUCCAUCAAGAGACUUGCUUUCAUCAAGUGCUUUAUCAGACUUUUGAAAAGGUAUCGAAGGCAUUGAAAGAAGUAAUUGACUUUCAAGAUCAUCUCUUCUUUUUCUCAAGAAGAAAACAAAGGAAAAAGAAAUUCUCUUCAUUCAGUGAGUCCCCAGUCUGGGGUCUGGGGCGCUUAGAGACACUGUGAAAUCAAAUCUUGUGUUACAUUUUUCUCCUGGCUCACUCUUUUUGAGAAGGUUUAUGGGCUAUAUGGCUGGUGAGACACGAUCCCCUCCUAAGAAAAUGUAGGUGCUCAGACAGGUAACCUCUGCUGCUACUGUUUUUAUUUGUUUGUUUGUUUGUUUAAUUUCUUUUAUAAUUUGUUUCUGUCGUACUAGGAUAUUUUUAAAUGUAAUAUAUUGCAGGAUUUAUAACCAGGUUCACUGCUUUCUUUCUUUUUUUUUUUCUUAAACCAAACCAAACAAAAUUUCAUUUAAGAUACAUUUAGGCGCCUUUGAAGCUUGGAUUUUGGAAUGUUUCAGUAGUGGACAGAAAUCUGCUGUUGGAAUCUUCUAGUCUUCCAGGUUUAAUUUGAAAUGUUUUUAGUUUUGUUUUGGAUUUUUGUGUGGUAUUUUAUUUCCUUUAUACCAAUGCCCUUUUGCCAUGCUGUUUUGGGGUGGCUGCCUAACUCUAGUGAAAAUUCUUUCUAUAUUAACGAAAAUGUGGUGUUUUAAAUUCCUUAAUGUUUUGCAUUUUUAAAAUGGUUUUUAAAGAAAUAUUCUAACUGCUUGCACUAUUACUGUUCUUUGCCAGCCUUUUCAGGAGACAAAAAAACAAAAACAAACAAACAAAAAAAUACCCAGAGAAAAAACUUUCCUUCUUCCCCCUUCCUGAUGAUGAGUGAGAAGUAUUGAGAACUUUCGGGGUCAGUGCCCUUCUAAACUCCCCUUCCCCCAAUAAUGCAGCUGUAGAAUGAAUGGUAAAUGCAGCGGUUUGGAUUCAGGCACAGCCCCAGCCUGCUGGCAGCAGAGAAAUAAACUGGUAGGUGGCAGCAGAAGAAAGAAUUCUUCAGAUUGAUGGCUACUGACAAAAUCGGCAUAGGAGAAGAGAUAGAGCAUGACAUACCACGACAAGCAAAGGGGGCAAAAAUGGAAACAGGACUACGAUCCCUGAUCUUGACUCUUAAAUGGUUCUUUUGAUCUCACAGAAUGGAUGAAGACUGUAUGUUUUUUCAAAUGGAGGAUAGAAGUACACAGAACAAGGAAGCAGUAGCUCUAACCUGUUUAAUUCAAUGUGCUUUCUAAAAUAAAAACACCAGAACUGGAAAUGAAA